Molecule: messenger RNA, 3841 nt
Organism: Etheostoma cragini (Arkansas darter)
Lineage: Eukaryota; Metazoa; Chordata; Actinopteri; Perciformes; Percidae
Product: formin-binding protein 1-like
Exons: 19
Coding region: 1-2148 (715 amino acids)
Biological process (GO): signal transduction
Molecular function (GO): protein binding
Source: RefSeq, a predicted model, not a curated record
AUGGUUUUGGGUCUUAUCCUUCCUAUGCACCAGACGCCCAUGGGGACCCUAACCUCAAGACUCAACUGUUUUGUGGAUCUGGAGAAGGCGUACAACCGGGUCCACCGGGAGACACUGUGGAAGGUGCUGCGGGAGUAUGGGGUAAGGGGGUUGCUUCUCAAGGCCAUGCAAUCUCUAUAUGACCAAAGCGAGAGCUGGGUCCCGGAUCUCGGCAGAAAGUCGGACUCGUUCCAGGUUCUGGAGGGUCGGCCUCCUCCGCGGCUGCGCUUUGUCACCAAUCCUGAUCAGUUUGAUAACCUGGAGAAACACACCAGCUGGGGAAUCGACUUCCUGGAGCGAUACAGCAAGUUUCUGAAAGAGAGGGCCGACAUCGAGCUGAGCUACGCCAAACAGAUCAGGAGUCUGUCUAAGAAGUAUCACCCGAAGAGAAGCAGAGAGGAUGAGAGCAGGUACACGUGGUGUUUGGCGUUUGCAGCGACUCUCCAGCAGCUGAAUGAACUCGCGGUUCAGAGAGAAGAACUCGCUGAGAACCUGAACACACAGAUCGUGUGUGAACUGACUCGAUACACACAGGAAGUGAAGACCGAGAGGAAGACGCAUUUCCAAGAUGGCCGCCGUGCCCAGCAGCACAUCGAGAGCUCGUGGAAACAGCUAGAGUCUAGCAAGCGUCGGUUUGAGCGUGACUGUAAGGAGGCGGAGCGAGCUCAACAGGUCUCCGACCGAAUCGACCUCGACAACAAGACGGACGGAGAGAAGCGCUGCUCCCUGAAGGCUCGUCAGACGGCUCAACAGAAACAACAAGCGGCCGAAGAGUCCCGGAAAGAAUAUGUGACCAGUUUGAACCAGUUCAACCAGGACCAGCACCAGCACUACCACACCCUGGUACCAGUUAUAUACCAGCGGAUCCAGGACAUGGAGGAGCGGCGGAUUGAGAGAAUCUGUGAAGCCAUGCGUUCGACAGCAGAGGCAGAGAGAAAGGUUCUUCCUGUCGUGAGUCGCUGUCUGGACGUCAUGAUGGACGCUUCCGAGGGCAUCCAGCCCCGCAUGGACACCCAGCAGGUGGUUGAGGUGUAUAAGUCCGGCUUCGACCCCCCAGGGGACGUGGAGUUUGAGGAUUACAGUGCCACCAUGAGGAGGAGCAUCUCUGAGUCCAGUUACCUUGACAACCGUACUGAGGGGCGGAGACACAGCAGGAAGUUGUGGCCUUUCAUACGCAAAAACAAGCUGUUGACCCUCCUCUCCUCCCCCCGCCAGCCUCCCCCUCCCCCCCCGACCUCCCCGUCACUUGGAGGCGUGGCCAACAGUCCCCAGUCCCCACCCCCUGCCUCUAGAGAGCCAAUCACCCAGCGGCUGAAUGAGCUGAUGAGCUCUGGAUCCAGAACCAGGAAGCAGUGUCUGCGCAGCCUCAAGAGAGGGCUGUCCCUCAAACUGGGUUCUGGUUCUGGGUCAGACUGCAGUCAUCUUCCUCCUGAACAGAGAAGAAAGAAACUUCAGACCAGAAUCAACACCAUCACCGAGGAGAUCCAGAGAGAGAGAGAGCAAAGGGAUGCUUUGCUGAAGAUGAGGGAGGUGUAUGAACGCAGUCCUCAGAUGGGCGACGCCAGCAGUCUGGAGCCUCGACUGGAGGAGGUGAAACAGAGUCUGCAGAGACUGGACAACGAGCUCAGGAGGAACCAGGCGUGGCUGUCCGAGGCCGACAGCAGACUCUCUGAUCCCAGCAGUAGAAGACAGAGUGGAGGUUGUGGGUUAAAUUCCCAGGCGAUGACGCCAGGCAGCAGCAGCCUCAAGCAGCUGGACCCCCGCAGUCCCGCCAGCAGAGAGAGUCCUGACGGCAGCUACACUGAGGACCACAGUGCGGAGCUUCACUUUAAGUCUCGUAGUUCCGAGUUUGACGACGACUUUGAUGACGAUGAACCGUUACCGAGUAUUGGCACCUGCAAGUCCCUCUACCCGUUCCAAGGUCAGAAUGAAGGCACACUGUCAAUGGUAGAGGGAGAACUACUUUCUGUGGUGGAAGAGGAUAAAGGAGACGGUUGGACCAGAGUUCGGAGGAACCUGGAGGAGGAGGGAUAUGUCCCUACCUCCUACAUCAAAGUCUUCCUAGACACCAGCGCCAAAGGCUUUGUGCAGAGUAGUCGGCUAGUCUAGCACAGUAAUCGACCAGUGAGGACGUCCCGCCACAGGAAGUGAUGUAACGGAAAGAGCUGUGAGGAAGUCCAGGGCCACGUUCAGCCCCGACACACGUAGCAACACGUUUAUUUAAAGUGAAACGGGGUGCGUUGAACAUCCUGCUGUGCGCUCUGCCUUUUAAUUACCACGAGUUUGCAGACAUGUCUCUGCUGAUUGGCUAUCACCUGGGACACAGCCAAUAAACCAGAGACACGCCAACCAAACAGAAAAAAACAGAAGUCAAAGCCCGUUGCACACGUUUCACACUGUUCGGAGGAAACUUGUCGUUCAACCAGGAAACCAUAGCAACACGGUGCAGCCUGCUUAGAUAUUGAACAUUCCCCUGUAGCAGAUCCAUUGAGUGGGGAAGUCCUGUCCCUUCCUGGGUCCAGCGUGGGACUUUAUGAACGAGGAGAGACAGACAAUUGUUAGAUCCUUUUUGAAUUGAGCCAUGAAAUACACAGAUGAUUUUUGUCAGUUUGAAAAUUGAUCUAUCAGGUGAAUAACGUCUCAGUUUAAAGGUAAAAGUGCUUCAUUGUCACAUACAUGUUGCAAAAUGUAUUCUCUGUUUUUAACCCCUCCCUCAAGAGAGCAGCGGGCAGCCAAUCACAGCGCUCGGAGACCAACUCCCAAUCUGAGCCAGUGUCUUAAUCAUGGACUUGAGAACCUAAUACUGACUGGAGAACCUGUUACUUACUGGAGAACCUGGUACUGACUGGAGAACCUGGUACUGACUGGAGAACCUGUUACUUACUGGAGAACCUGGUACUGACUGGAUAACCUGGUACUGACUGGAGAACCUGCUACUGACUGGAGAACCUGCUACUGACUGGAUAACCUGGUACCGACUUGAGAACCUGGUACCGACUGGAGAACCUGGUACUGACUGGAGAACCUGAUACUGACUGGAGAAUCUCGUGCUGUUCUCCAAUUAGUACUAUGUACUUUACUAGCUAGUGCUAUGCUAGCUAGGUUACACGUAGUAGCUAUUGCUAUUCUAGAGCCAGCUAGCUAGCUUACACGUUGUAACUAGUGCUAUGCUAGAGCGAGGUGGCUAGCUCACACGCAGUAGCUAGUGCUAUGCUAGAGCGAGGUGGCUAGCUCACACGUAGUAGCUAGUGCUAUGCUAGAGCGAGGUGGCUAGCUCACACGUAGUAGCUAGUGCUAUGCUAGAGCGAGGUGGCUAGCUCACACGUAUUAGCUAGUGCUAAUGUAGGUUGCGUACGUUGUGCGAGAAGAGCGUUUCACACUAAACUAAUUUUAAUGUAAUUCAUGGCUCAACGUUAACAGGAUGUAAAAAUUAUUCUCUCCCCGUUUACUACCUGACCCAUUUUACUAAGUAUGGAAAGGAUUUCUAUUGGAUAGUUCAACUCUUCAGAUGUCUCAGCCAAUCAGAUGACAGACUGCUUUUUAUACGAGAGGGAGGACAGGUGCUAGUGACCGAUGAACCAAUCACAGAUCAGAUAUUAGACUGACCCAUGUUGUCAAUCAACAUUAAUAACCAUUCAUAACUUUAUUCCAUGUUCGAGCUCAAAAUAAUGAACUUGUUCUUAUAAAGAUUUUCUGCAAUUUAGUAGUUCAAAUGUUUUUCGGAUUCACUGACCUCAGAUCAGUUUACUGGUGUUUUAAAUUAAAUAUGAAACUCAAAAUGUAAAAACUUAAAAGUGAAUGU